GGGACAGUAAGUUGUUGAGCUUCACAACACCACACAACCUGAGUGUCUUCCUUCACUGUGUGGGACAAUGAAGUCAACAACGACGUGUGUACUGGUGGUGAUGCUAGUGGGAAGCAUCAUGGGGAAGUUGUCUCCACCUGAGAGGUCCUAUAAGAUCCUCAUGCUCCUCCCAGUCUCCUCCAGGAGUCACAGGAAUAUCUUCAAUCCUCUCGCUGAGGCUCUGGCCGACCGUGGACACAAGAUAGUGAUGUUGACCAACCAACCGAAGUCGUCCAAACAUCCUAACAUUGAAGAUAUUCCUCACGACCUUCCAUACUUCAGGGAGGAAGAUUUUAACGUUUUCCACAACAGGAAGAACCACAGUAGACCCAUGCAAAUCUUUGAGACUGUUCUACCAGCCGUUGCUAGGGAGUUGUACAAAGUCCCCGUGGUGAAGGACCUUUAUAAAAGAAGGAAGGAAUUUGAUGUUAUGGUGAUUAAUCAAAUGUUCAACGAGGUUGCAUAUCCCUUCCUGCACGAAGUUCCCUUCAUUACCGUUUCAACGUCAGGGAUGGAAUCACGCAUGAGCUCGGUUCUGGGCAACGUUCCGAACCCAGCCUACGUUCCUCAUUUCUUGCAGGACCCUCCAAGACCCUUCAGCAUCUGGCAUCGCUUCUACAAUACUGUGCUACACAUUAGAUUUGCGCUUUACUGGAGGAAAUGGACCAUUAUGCCACUUAUACAAAAGGAGAUCUCAGCUCAGUUCCCGGAGCUGCCACUGUUGUUGGACCUGGAGAGGAACGUGAGUUUAUCGCUGCUCAACAGUCACUUUUCUAUAAACACACCACUGCCUCUCCUGCCCUCACAGGUGGAGGUGGGGGCCAUGCACUGUCGUCCCGCCAACCCUCUGCCUCAGGAAUUAGAAUCGUGGAUCACAGGAGCGGGAUCUUCUGGCGUAAUUUACUUUAGUUUGGGAUCUCUUGUGCGCAGUUCGUCAUUGCCAGUCCAGUACCGCGACCUCUUCAUCCAGGCUUUCCGCAGGCUGCCACAGCGAGUCAUCUGGAAAUACGAGGAAGAGCUGGAGGACGUCCCUGACAACGUGAUGAUCAGCAAGUGGCUUCCCCAGCAAGAUAUUCUUGCUCACGACAACGUGAAGGUGUUCAUCACACUCGGUGGUGUCCUUAGUACGCAGGAAGCCAUCUACCACGCCACGCCACUCCUCAUUCUAUCUAUCCACGGUGAACAGCCCAAGGACGGCAUGUUUAUUAAGAACUCUGGAUUAGGAGACAUUUUAAUAUUGGAAGAGCUUACUGUGGACGUGACUGUUGACGCUUUCACCAAAAUUCUUAACGAACCUAAGUAUAAGGAAAACAUGCUGAGGAUGUCAGUGCCACUGCAUGAUCAGCCUGUACCACCCACGGAGCUGGCAGUGUUCUGGACGGAGUACGUCAUCCGUCACAGAGGUGCGCCUCAGCUGAGGUCACCAGCGGCACAGCUCUCCUGGGUGGAGUUCCUCAUGCUGGACGUGAUCUUCAUACUCCACCUGGCUAUCUUUGUUCUUCUAUUCAUUCUACGUCGCAUCUUCAGAGUCAUCACUGCUAAAAUCUUCGGCAGUAGUGGCAAAAUGAAGAAGAAAAAUGAGUAGCAAUGCCUUUCUGGCAGGCAAGAGUAAAUUGUGUUAAAAGUUAUAUUGUUUUCAUCUUUUCACUUGUACUUUUACCUAUUACUAAUCUGUCAGUGGUUAUGCCAGUGUCAAUAUGUAGAGAGAAACUCAAUAAUUUUCAGAUUUUCAGAGCAGGUCGCUCCUGCCUCUCUCAAUUACUGGAUUAUUAUGAUAUGGUCUUGGAUGCACUGGAAGAAAAACAGACUUUGCAAAAGCCUUUGACAAGUGCCAUCAUGGAGUAAUAGCGCACAGAAUACGAGCUAAAGAAAUAACUAGCAAAGUGGGGAGAUGGAUCUUCAACUUCCUAACCAAUCGGACACAAUGAGUAGUGGUCAACAGAGUUAAAUCGGAAGCUGCCAUAGUGGAAAGCUCUGUUCCAUAAGGCACAGCACUCGCCCCAUCCUGUUCCCCAUCCUCAUAUCAAACAUAGACAGAGAUGUAAUCCAAAGUGCCGUGUCAUCCUUUGCAGACGAUACUAGGAUCUGCGCGAGACACAUCUACUGAGGACACAGUUAACCUCCAAUAAGAUAUAAGUCAAGUUUUCCAAUGGGUAACGGGAAACAAUGUGAUGUUCAAUGAAGACCAAUUCCAACUACUCCGUUAUGGAAAACUGGAGGAGAUAAUAAUUAAAACUGAGUAUCCUACAAACUCUGAUCCUACAAUAGAGCGAGAAAAUAAGGUAAGGGACCUGGGAGUGGUAAUGUUCGAGAAUCUCACUUUUAGGCAUCACAACAGUUCCACGAUCACAAUUGCACAGAAAAUGAUUGGAUGGAUAAUGAGAACGUUCAAUAUAGAGAUGCCAAGCCAUUGAUCAUCGUUUUCAAAUCACUUGUUCUCUCUAGGCUGGAAUACUGAUGUUCAUUAGCAUUCAAAGUAGGUGAAAUUGCAUAUCUAGAGAAUGUACAGAGAACUUUACUGCACAUAUAAGCUCCAUCAAACACCUCAAGUACUGGGAAUGCUUGGAAGAGCUUGACUUGCAGUCAUUGGAAUGAAUGCGAGAGAGAUAUAUCAUAAUCUGCAUUUGGAAAAUCCUACAAGGAAUGGUUCCGAAUCUGCACUCAGAAAUCACUCCGCACGAAAGUAAAAGACUGGGCAGGCGGUGCAAAAUACCCACAAUGAAAAGUAGGGGCGCCAUUGAUACACUAAGAGAAAACGCCAUGAGUGCCCGAGUGCUCAAGACUGUUCAAUAGCCUCCCACCAUGCAUACGGGGAAUUACCAAUUGGUCCCUGUCUACCAUGAAGAGGGAGCUGAACAGAUACUUAAAGUCAGUGCCAGAUCAGCUGGGAUGUGGUUCAUACGUUGGACGACGUGCAGCCAGCAGUAGCAGCCUGGUUGAUCAGGCCCUGAUUCACCGGGAGGCUUGGUCGUGGACCGGGUCCCAGGGGCGUUGAUCCCAGGAAAAUCCUACAAGUAGACUCCAAGUAUGCAUUUUUACUAUAUUAAAGCUGAAUAUUACCUGUCAACAAAAUAUUAAUCCCUAAAAUAUUGGUUAAAAUAAAUUAUCAGAGUAUA
Molecule: messenger RNA, 3155 nt
Organism: Cherax quadricarinatus
Lineage: Eukaryota; Metazoa; Arthropoda; Malacostraca; Decapoda; Parastacidae
Source: RefSeq, a predicted model, not a curated record